GGUUGUUUUGGUUUGUCAGCAAAACAUGCAAUACCUAUUGACAAGCGUCAUGGACAAAAAAUGUACUUAAAAGCGUUGGGAAUUGAAACGUCCAACCAUGCUGAAGUUCCUGGCGGACAGACAGACGGGAUUGGACGAUCCAUUGGUCAUGAGGAGAGCCGAAACCACUCGCCGGUCGUACGCUCUGGAUUUGAGCAAACGCCGUGAUUUCGAGGUUGUUCACUUAGGAUGUAUCAACUCUAUAGACAUCGAUCCCGUGGAGUCGAGAUAUUUGCUAUCGGGAAGUUCUGAUGGGUCUGUUGCAGUCCAUGAUCUUGAAAAUUUCACCGGUGAUGUGAAGUAUACUUCAAAAUCUGUGUGCUUUGCUGGUCGAGGUAGUCGUUAUCGCCACAAGCGUACAGUGGAAACAGUGAUUUGGUACCCGUUGGACACAGGAAUGUUCAUCUCAAGUGGAACUGACAAACUCUUAAAAGUCUGGGACACAAAUACUCUUGUGCCAGCGGACGAGUUUGAGUUCAGUGGCAUCGUUUACUGUCACGCCAUGUCCCCAGUAGCCACCAAGCACUGUUUGAUAUCUGUGGCCUGCCAGAGCUCUACUCUCAAGUUGGUUGACCUCAAGUCGGGGUCUGCCACACACACUCUAAAGGGCCAUAAAAGCUCGGUCUUCUGCACAAAAUGGUCAACCAGGGAUGAAUUCUUACUGGCAUCAGGAGGUCAGGAUAACCAAGUACUGAUGUGGGAUAUUCGCAGUGCGAAAGGAGCUCUUAAAUCAUUGGAUCAGUAUAACGGCAAGACUGCUGAUAACCAUUACACAGCUAACACUGCUCACAGUGGACAUGUGAAUGGGAUGACCUUCACCUCGGAUGGCCUUCACUUGGUGACCUUUGGAAGAGAUGACCGUAUUCGACUAUGGAAUGUGGCUUCUGGCAAGAACACGAUGGUCAACUAUGGAAAGGUGAAUAACGAUUGGAAGAAGAACAUUGAUAUAGGUAUCACACAGGGCUGUAGUCCAGACAUACUCUUUGUACCUAAUGGUACAAAUAUAGAAAUGCUUGAUAUAUUCAGGGGCACCCAGAUAGAUAUUUUACGUGGUCAUUACAAGUGUGUCAACUGUUGUAUAACUCAUCCACACUAUCAGGAGUUGUACUCCGGUGGCAGUGACAGGAACAUUCUAGUGUGGACACCUGAUACAGAAACUGCCUACGAGGACUAUCUCAAGGACAAGCAUGAUGCAGACAAGGAGCAAGUGGCUCGAAUAGCUGGGGUUGUGGCUCAAAGUAUAUUUGCCACAGCAGAUACUUGGAGUAGUGAUGAAGACAGCUGAUGAUGGGCAGGCACUAUUUACAAUCCAUGAUAAAUUAUUUCAUUUUGUUCCAUAUGUUAAAAUUCUUUGGAAAAAAAAUAUAAAUGUUCAGCUAAUGAUGAUGUUGAAUAUUUUAAAAAAUUUUUGAUAGAUGCAUGAAUGAUAUGUUGUAGUCACCAGUUCAGUAGACUCCGGAUAAGUGACAAAUGAUGGAAUAUGUUUUAAUUCUAUUUCUUUAGUCAAGAAGCAAAUUUCUAGAGUCUGUGUGUAUUACAUUUUUCUGGCAGUAGGUCCAUGUCUGGUAAUAGACCAUCCAUAUCUAUUGCUGUUAAGCAGAAUCAACGAAAACAUACUAUUUAUUGUGACUGUAAUUAACCCACCACUUGACUUUUGGUCAGAAGUUAUAUGUUGGCCUGAGUGUUUAUACCUAGAUUUUUUCACACAUUCCUUGUAGGGGAAAUGUAGGAUAAAGUUUUCUUAGCUAACUGUACAAUAUCUGAUAUUUAAAAAUUAUAUGAACAACUGGAAAGUGUUCACAGUUGAUAGCAUUUUUUGGUUGGUUACAUUUACACAUUGUAAGUCAUUUGUAUACUUCAUGACUAGGAUUUUACUACUGUAACAUGACAGUCACAGAAAUUAAUCUGCUCUUCUAUCAGAUGUUUCAGUGAAGUGGUGAACAUUUUUUUUUUGCAUUAGAAUAGUAAUUCAAGCAUCUACCACAUACUUUACUGGUGUACAUUAUGUUCACUCAAAUGACUGCAUUUAAUUAUUUUUUUACUCAUUGAAGCUUGCAUCUUUAAUUGUAAAAAGAAUCUAUUUAUGUAAGUAUAACACCCUAAUACAUAUGUUUCCGUAGCCUUGAAACAGUGUGUAUUGUACAGCUACAUAUUGUAUAGAUGUUGCCCAAUUUCCUACGUAAGAUUUCACUUAAAAUGGAUACAGUGUACAAUGUGUAGGUGCUAAAACUCCUUUGAAUUUGCUAGAUAAUUGAAGUCAUAUAUACAUCUGUUCUUUUUAUUUGACUUUUUUUUAUAACCUUUACAAGUAUUUAUGAAAGAUGAAUGUUUUGAAUGAAAAUGUGUAAUUAUUUUAAUGUCAAAGUCUAUAGACUUUGAAGUGUAGUGGUUUGCAUAAAAGAAUCACCUGUGUAUAAUGUAGACAGGGAUACUUUCAUGCAAGGGUAAGAUUUUCAAACUUUCCGAAGUGUUAAACUGCAAAAAUGAUAUCAACAGGGUCGAUAUCUCUCUGUCUUCAUUUGUAAUGUGGUUACAUGUUUCCAAUACUUUUCUUUUAUUUUAUUCUGCAAAUUUUGAUGGUGAAUAAAAUUUUAAAAGUUCACCUAUAAAGCUAUUGACCAUAUGACCCUAUAGAGGUGACUUUUUUUAAACUCACCAGGCCUAUAUUGCCUUUGAGCUUAUGCUGUGGUGUAGGUCUAUAGUCCUUCCAAUAUUACCAUUAACUUUUCCAUUUUAACAACUUCUUCUCAAUAACCAAAAGGCCUUAAAUCACAAUAUUUAGUUGGUAAGUUUCUUGGGAUGAAUAUCAAUGAUGUGAAAUAAUGAUCUAAUUGUGAAAAGCCUUAAAUAUUAGGGUAGUAUUGCAGGCUCAUUGGGCCUCUUGUUCAGAAUGAAGUUUGUAAAGACAUUCACUCUUUCCCUGACAAAAACAAAAAAUUGCUUGUGAAACUUAGAAUUAUGUCUUGACCUUGUAGGCCUCAUAAGACAUGUCUUUGUCUUGUCUAUAUGUCUACUACAAUAUACAGUUGUAUGGCUUAUUUAAAAUAAAGACCAUAAUUUUAC
Ylistrum balloti is the source of this 3102-nucleotide messenger RNA. RefSeq names its product DNA excision repair protein ERCC-8-like. Gene Ontology annotation, cellular component: Cul4A-RING E3 ubiquitin ligase complex; nucleotide-excision repair complex. Gene Ontology annotation, biological process: transcription-coupled nucleotide-excision repair; proteasome-mediated ubiquitin-dependent protein catabolic process; protein polyubiquitination. The coding region runs from base 98 to 1324 and encodes 408 amino acids. The record is from RefSeq and is a predicted model, not a curated record. The transcript is spliced from 5 exons. NCBI's taxonomy places the organism in Eukaryota, Metazoa, Mollusca, Bivalvia, Pectinida, Pectinidae. Gene Ontology annotation, molecular function: protein binding.